This is a messenger RNA of Ilex paraguariensis (yerba mate), 1425 nucleotides long. Lineage: Eukaryota; Viridiplantae; Streptophyta; Magnoliopsida; Aquifoliales; Aquifoliaceae. The record is from the annotation of a GenBank genome assembly.
AUGCUCUUGUGUCACUCUCGCUCUCUCUCUCUGAAACCCUACUCUUUCAUUUCCAUGGCUACCCACCGCCACAAUCACCGUCGCAGCCCCGAAGACCUCAGCCAAAACGGCGAACGCCACCACAACGACACCCACAACCACUCCGCCACCAAAAAACCCAAACUCUCUCUCAUCACAGCCGAAGAACUCCGCUCCGAAUUCGCCCACCACUCACCCUCUGUCGCCCGCAUAAACAACGGCAGCUUCGGCUCUUGCCCCGCCACCAUCAUCUCCGCCCAGCAAAAAUGGCAGCUCAAAUUCCUUCAACAACCAGACGAUUUCUACUUCAACACCCUCCAACCCUCGAUUCUCAAGACCCGAACCCUAAUCAAAUCACUCGUAAACGCCGAUCACGUUGACGAAAUCUCCAUCGUCGAUAACGCCACCACCGCCGCAGCUAUUGUCCUCCAACACAUCACAUGGAGCUUUUUCGAAUCGAGAUUCAGUACAGGUGACUCUGUGGUGAUGCUCCACUACGCCUAUGGCGCCGUGAAAAAGUCCGUUGCCGCGUACGUGACACGCGCCGGCGGCCAUGUAGUCGAAGUAAAAUUACCUUUUCCUUUGACUUCUAAUGAUGAGAUCAUAUCUGAAUUUCGAAAAGCUUUAGAAAAGGGUAAAGAAAAUGGUAGAAAAGUUAGGUUAGCUGUGAUUGAUCACAUAACUUCUAUGCCUUGUGUGGUUAUACCCGUCAAAGAGUUGGUAAGUAUUUGUCGAGAAGAAGGCGUUGACCGGAUAUUUGUAGAUGCUGCACAUGCAAUUGGGUGUGUUGAAGUUGAUAUGAAGGAAAUUGGGGCUGAUUUUUACACUAGCAAUUUGCAUAAAUGGUUUUUUUGUCCACCAAGUGUGGCGUUUUUGUAUUGUAGGAAGUCUGAUAAGGUUUCCGAUAUGCAUCAUCUGGUGGUAUCACAUGAGUAUGGGAAAGGGUUGGCUAUAGAAAGUGCUUGGAUUGGGACAAGGGAUUAUAGUUCACAAUUAGUCGUGCCGGAGGUAAUGAAUUUUAUGAAUAGAUUUGAAGGUGGGAUUGAUGGGAUAAGGAAGAGGAAUCAUGACAAGGUUGUUGAGAUGAGCAAUAUGUUGAUGAAAGCAUGGGGGACAAAUCUUGGGUCACCGCCGGAGAUGUGUUCGAGUAUGGCCAUGGUUGGAUUGCCGGCUUGUUUGGGGAUUUCAAGUGAUUCUGAUGCGUUGAAGUUGAGGACACAUUUGAGGGAUUGUUUUGGAGUUGAAGUUCCUAUAUAUUUUCGAGCACCAAAUGAUGGGGAGGUUGAUCUGGUAACAGGGUAUGCUAGAAUCUCUCAUCAAGUUUACAACACAGUUGAUGAUUAUUACAAUUUUAGGGAUGCCGUUAACAAGCUCGUUAACGAUGGGUUUACUUGCUCACUUCUCUAA